Molecule: messenger RNA, 903 nt
Organism: Entrophospora sp. SA101
Lineage: Eukaryota; Fungi; Glomeromycota; Glomeromycetes; Entrophosporales; Entrophosporaceae
Source: the annotation of a GenBank genome assembly
AUGACAUUUGGAAGCACUUCAAAGAGGCUGAUAAACUCAAUGGACAUUACAGCGCAAAAUGUAUUUUAUUGUAAUUGGAAAAGACAAUGUGGAAAAACUGCAGAAAUGAUAGAUCUUUUAAUCAAUACUUGUCCAAAUGUUCCACAUAAUAUAAAACAUGGUUUUCACCAACAACAACAAUGUAACGAAAUUGUAACAAAGAAAAGGACACAUGAUGGAUUACAAACUUAUAUCAAUGAACAUUUUCAAACAGCACUUUGUAUUUGGAUUCCAGUCAAAAAAACAUCAACAAAUACUGAUAUUUUAAUUGCACAAUUACGUGCAUAUGAAGCAUAUGAGUAUCCUUAUGAUGUUAAAUUUGUUGAAGGAAUUGAAACACCAAAAACUUGGUGGGUUGGUUGCAAACAAGAAAAAAACUAUAUUCAAAUGUUGUCAUUAAAAAUUCUUAGUAUAAUACCUCAUAAUGUAAAUUGUGAAUGUCUUUUCUCAGUUUUAGGUUGGUUUAUGUCAAAACGCAGGACUUGCUUGAAUGUGGAAAGACUCAAUAAAAUGGCCAGAUUGCAUAGUUAUUACAUAUCUAAUGGGAAAAGUCUGCUCAAUUAUCCUGUAGAUGAUGUAGAUGAUGACAAAUUUAAUGAAGAACUGACAGAAGAAAUUGACAACAUUGAAGAAUAUGAAGAGGAAGAAGAGGUCAUACAACCAGGGGAAAAUGAUAUUACAGGGGAAGGAGAGACAUUUGAUAAAUAUUUCAAUAUGAACAAUCAAGACUUAUGUGAACUCUUGAAAAUUCAAGUUAGUGUUGUAAUUGAACAAAGAGAAGUAGAAGUUGCAGAGAUAGAGACUGAUGAAGAAAUUGAUGAAGAAACAAUUUUAAAUAAACAUUUUGAUUUAAGACAAAAUUAA